UUGGUGCGUGACGUUACACGGAAGUAAUCGACCCAGUGCGAACGAGUCAAAUCUAAAAUAUGGAACAAAGUAAUGACGGGAACUUGUCGCAGGUUCGGCACGUCGUGUUGGUCCUGUCGGGGAAGGGCGGCGUGGGCAAGAGCACCAUCACCACCGAGCUGGCACUGGCCCUCAGGCAUGCUGGCAAAAAGGUCGGCAUCCUGGACGUGGACCUGUGUGGGCCCAGUAUCCCCCACAUGCUCGGCGUGGGGCGGCCUGACGUGCACCAGUGUGACUCCGGGUGGGUGCCGGUCUACACCGACGCCCAGAAGGGCCUCGCGCUGAUGUCCAUCGGCUUCCUGCUGGAGGACCCAGAUGAAGCAGUGGUAUGGAGGGGGCCCAAAAAAACAGCUAUGAUAGCGCAGUUUGUGUCAGAUGUAGCGUGGGGAGAGCUGGACGUGCUGCUUGUGGACACACCACCAGGGACAUCGGACGAACAUCUGGCAGUGCUGGAGAACCUUAAGAAACACAGGGUGGACGGAGCUGUCCUGGUCACCACACCUCAGGCGGUAUCCACGGGGGACGUGAGGAGGGAGAUCACCUUUUGUAAAAAGACGGGUGUACGGAUCCUGGGCAUCAUCGAGAACAUGAGUGGAUUUGUUUGUCCACACUGCUCAGAAUGCAGCAAUAUAUUCUCAAAAGGUGGAGGUGAAGAAUUAGCCAAGUUGACUGGCUCAACGUUCCUGGGUGCCGUGCCCCUGGAUCCUCUGCUCAGCGGCGCCACGGAGGAGGGCGCCGACUUCAUCCGCUCGUUUCCCGAUAGCGCCUCGUUCAGCGCCAUCAGCGCCAUCUCCAGCGCGCUCCUCCGCGACCUGGAAGGCGCGUGAGCUGCAACUCUGGUGUGCGCUGAGAUAUUUAGUCACUGUGCAGAUGUAAUUAUGCCACUUCUGUCCUGUACAAUAUAAAAGUAUUUACUGAUUUUGUGUGCUUUCUUUAAAAUAAAUAUAUCUGCCAACAGUA
Messenger RNA from Pungitius pungitius (ninespine stickleback), 999 nucleotides. It is a transcript of the gene nubp2, whose product is annotated as nucleotide binding protein 2 (MinD homolog, E. coli). Gene Ontology annotation, molecular function: ATP binding; ATP-dependent FeS chaperone activity; 4 iron, 4 sulfur cluster binding. The record is from RefSeq and is a predicted model, not a curated record. The transcript is spliced from 7 exons. Lineage: Eukaryota; Metazoa; Chordata; Actinopteri; Perciformes; Gasterosteidae. Bases 60 to 866 code for a protein of 268 amino acids. Gene Ontology annotation, biological process: iron-sulfur cluster assembly. Gene Ontology annotation, cellular component: cytosol.